Gadus macrocephalus (Pacific cod) is the source of this 3124-nucleotide messenger RNA. It is a transcript of the gene cxadr, whose product is annotated as CXADR Ig-like cell adhesion molecule. The transcript has 7 exons. Gene Ontology annotation, cellular component: intercalated disc; basolateral plasma membrane; bicellular tight junction. Gene Ontology annotation, molecular function: cell adhesion molecule binding. Gene Ontology annotation, biological process: homotypic cell-cell adhesion. Lineage: Eukaryota; Metazoa; Chordata; Actinopteri; Gadiformes; Gadidae. The record is from RefSeq and is a predicted model, not a curated record. The coding region runs from base 109 to 1260 and encodes 383 amino acids.
GGGAGGGAGCGGAGUUUCGGAUGCUUCAGUGGAGUGAGCUGCUCUUUCAAAUUCACCACAAGUCCGUCUGACCAAGUUUCGAGAGAGUCUGGGAAUAGAGCAAAAGUUAUGGAGUUCGUCGUACCCCGAUUCUGCUGUGUGAUAUUUGCUCUAAUGACAGGGCUGGCCUCUGGUCUGGAGCUGGCCAUCACAGGCCCAUCGACCAUUGAAAGAGCCAGUGGACAAACGGUGAAGCUGGAGUGCCAGUUCACCCUGGGCCCUGACGACCUGGCCCCCCUGGACAUCGAGUGGAGCUUGCUGGCCUCCGACAACCAGAAGGAAGACAAAGUGGUGAUCCUUUAUUCCGGCGACCGGGCCUUCGAGGACUACCCUGUCAUGAAGGGUCGCGUCCACUUCAACUCGGCCGACCCCAAGAACGGCGACGCCUCCAUCAACCUGACGGGGCUGCGCUCGACGGACACGGGCACGUACCAGUGCAAGGUGAAGAAGGCCCCCGGGGUACGCAGCCGCAAGAUCCUGCUCACCGUCAUGGAGAAGCCCUCCCGGCCCCGGUGCUACGCUGAGGGCCACACCGAGGUGGGCAAGGACGUGAUGCUGAGAUGCGUGUCCGCCCAGGGAACCAACCCCCUGCAGUACAUCUGGGAGAAGAUCAGCGACAGCAAGCUGCUCCCCGCCUCUGCCGUGCUGGACCCAGUCGGAGGCACCGUCAACGUCAGGAACGCGUCGGCCAGCGUGUCGGGGACGUACCGCUGCAGGGCCAAGAACCUGGUGGGCUCGGAGGAAUGCAUCCUGCACCUCAACGUCACCCCACCCCCCAACACCGCGGGCAUCAUCGCAGGCGCCAUCAUCGGCGUUCUGCUGUUCCUCAUCAUCCUCGCAGUCAUCCUCGUCUGCUGCUGCCGCGCACGCCAGAAGAAGAAGUACGAGAAGGAGAUCUGCAACGAGAUAAGGGAGGACGUGCCGCCGCCCAAGAGCCGCGUGUCGACGGCCCGCAGCUUCACCAGCGUGGGCAGCCACCGCUCCUCGCUGGGCUCCAUGACGCCCUCCAACCUGCACGAAUACGCCCUCAAGCCCCAGUACGACAAGAUCCCCUCGUCCGAGGACUUCGACAGGCCGCCCAGCCGGGCCCCCAUGGCCACGCCCAUCUUCACCGCCCCGGCCCCGGCCCCCGCGCCCAGGGUGGCCGGGCCCAACCUCAGUCGCAUGGGAGGCAUCGCCGUGAUGAUCCCCGCCCAGAACAGGGACGGCUCCAUCGUGUAGCCAGGCCCGGAGUCCUCGACCGUCUGCCUCGGGGGUGGUGGUGGGGGGAGGCGGGAGAGGGAGAGAAUGUGCUGACGGGAUGGGAUGGGAGGGGGGAGGGGGGAGGGGCGGGAGGGAGGGAAGAGGGGAUUGAAUGGGACACCAUCCGAUGUGGACAGCCGGAGAAGGAGUGCCGGGCGAGCUAGGCCUGACUUGUUGCUCUUUUUUGUCUAUUUCCAAACGCGGGGAGACUUUCUUCUGUGGAGGCCUGGUUCCGUUGUGUUUUUCUGGUGAAGGAGAAGCAACACGGCCAGAAGCUCCAAAAACACAACAACGACCCACUUUGGAACACAUUAACUUUAUACCGACAAGUUACACAAAUGAUACUGCUUUUAUCACUCUUUACUUUCUGGGACCUUUCUCACAUGAAACGAUAUAGAAGGGGCGUGAGAUGUGAUGAACGUACCCUUCAGAUUUUAUUGUAUAUAGUGGAACGCAUGUUGUCGUUUUUUAUCAAUUCUAGAUGGCCCUUUCUAUGGUGACGUGUUGAAGAAGUGACCGUGGCCCCUCUUUUGGCCAGGCAUAUGUAUACAGCUCUAUGCAUGUAUGUAUGUAGGUAUAGGAAUGCAGAUUGCAACUGUGUGCUUUGUGCAGGAAUGUCAAUAGCACACAGUGGAGGGGUUAGGUAUAUUUAAGCAACCAUUGAUUUGCUGCCCACAAUGAUGAAAUACCCGUUGGGGGGACUCUCUUAUUGUUAUUAUUUUAACCAUGUUCUCUGAACCAUUUGAAUUCAUCUUUUUUCAAUUCCAUGCAUUCUGAAUUUUUCAAUUCCUAACAAUGAAGGCUUAAAUAUAUGAAGGGGUUUGAGCCACAGUAAGACUACUAACGAAGGAACCGGUUCUAUCUGAAGGAAUCCAAGCAGCCACACAUGGAGUCGGAUCACGUUCUCGCUCUCUACAUAGAUGGCGUUUGCAUUGUUAACCAGCCCCUGGGACAUGGAGGUCAGCUCGCUGCGAAUGAGAGAGCAGCAGUUUGAAUCGUCCAGUUUCAGGUUCCCUACAGGGUGGGGGGGGGAGGCCGAGGGGAUUGGGCGCUCGCGAGGUGGAGCAACUCACCGCUGCUUGCCAUUGGUGGACUCAUGUGUACCGGCUUAGCUUGAAAACAAUUGGAGAACAUCGCCCCUCCUCGCAAUGGGGGUGCAAGAGGGAGAGAGGGCAGUGCGUUGGAAAUUAGUGGGGACAAAGUAGACCGCAAGGUUCACUAGGCAAUCACAGCUAAGCGGGUUUGACUGAAGCUAGAUCCCCCCCCCCCCCCCCCUCCCUCCACUCCCAUCCAACCGACGCGAACGCACAGAGACGCGCAGAUGCACACCUUAUUAGCAGGAGCGUUAAUUUAUCAUCUGGAGCGCCCGCGACCCCGGCCCAAAGGCCUGACGUACUUAAUCCUCCCUUUUGCACUUGCAUUACAGGCAGCCAAUAUCUUGAUUAACCUUCCCUCCCCGCGGUCAAUACCAAAUCCCCCCGCCGCCGCCGCCGCACUAAUUGGACUUUGUAAGGCGGAAUACAAAGAGCGCGACCGAAAGCGCACGUGACGACGAUAAAGAAUAGACGCCCGACAAAAGAAGGUGAACCGAGACCCAGCAGUGUUUUUGUGUGUUUGUGCAAGUGUGUGUACUGUGUGUGUAGACUCGGCAUAACGAGUUAAGCGUUUUGAGUUUGUUUACACUACGGUUCAGGGUGUUUGAAGCAGGCGUGGUCACCAGAAGGGAGAGAGGGAGAACUGUUCGUUCCAAUCUCUCUUUGAAAACCAUAUCGGUUUGUAUUGUUGCACAGAAGAUUAGAAAAUGGUGGCCAAUCACUGCACAUUGUCCACCUCAUCUCCCCCC